AUGUCAUCCGAUAGUUUAAAUGAUCUCAUUCAUAAUCUUCUCAUGUUCAUCUUAGAAUAUAAUUGGAUAUAUAAUUUUCAAUGGAUUGGUGAUUUAUGUAAGUCUAAUAAAGAUUCUUCUCAUUUAUGUAUAUCAUCUACUAUUAUUGAAAAUUUACCAAAAUCUUGGAAAACUGUAUUAAUGACUGCGAGUCUUCAAAAAUUACAA
Schistosoma spindalis is the source of this 207-nucleotide messenger RNA. The record is from the annotation of a GenBank genome assembly. NCBI's taxonomy places the organism in Eukaryota, Metazoa, Platyhelminthes, Trematoda, Strigeidida, Schistosomatidae.